This is a messenger RNA of Candida tropicalis MYA-3404, 462 nucleotides long. Its product is annotated as histidyl-tRNA synthetase, mitochondrial precursor. The transcript has a single exon. Gene Ontology annotation, biological process: mitochondrial translation. The coding region runs from base 1 to 462 and encodes 153 amino acids. Gene Ontology annotation, cellular component: mitochondrion. The record is from RefSeq and is a predicted model, not a curated record. NCBI's taxonomy places the organism in Eukaryota, Fungi, Ascomycota, Pichiomycetes, Serinales, Debaryomycetaceae.
AUGUUCUCCAACGGUAAAUCCAUCCCAUGUGUUGGUGUCUCCUUUGGUGUUGAAAGAUUAUUCUCCAUCAUUAAAAACAGAGCCAACUUGGAAAACAUCAGUGCCAACCACACCGAUGUCUACGUCAUGGCUUUCGGUGGUGGUGAAGGCUGGAACGGGUUCUUAAAAGAAAGAAUGGAAAUCACAAACAAGUUAUGGAAAGCCGGUAUCAAUGCCGAAUACUUGUACAAAAACAAAGCCAACAUCCGUAAACAAUUUGAUGCUGCCGAAAAAGCCGGCGCCAAAUUGGCCGUUAUCCUUGGUAAAGAAGAAUACCCACAAGGUCAAAUCAGAAUCAAGGUCUUGGGUCAAGGUGAAGAAAACGAAGGUGAGUUGGUUGAAACCGAAGAGUUGGUUGCUGCCGUUCAAAGCAAGCUCGAUGUAGAGGUCGAUGACAUCGCUCGUAUUAUCAAGGGCAUAUAG